This is a messenger RNA of Cladocopium goreaui, 468 nucleotides long. Lineage: Eukaryota; Dinophyceae; Suessiales; Symbiodiniaceae. The record is from the annotation of a GenBank genome assembly.
AUGGUGGCACCAGCAAAUGCAUUUUCUGGAGAAGCAGGACGCUAUCCAUGGUACCGUGUGGCAUUUGCCGGCGGAGUUGAUCUUCGCCACGGACCCAGUGUGGAGGCACCGCGCACAGGAGAGACGCUAUGCCAAAAUGCCACCCUGGCAGUGGCAGAGGAGAUUCUUGGUGUUGAUGGGCGCGUCUACCUACGCCUUGCGGAUGGCAGGGGCUGGGCAUUCGAUGACUCAGCUCUGUUUCCACAUGAUCCAUCCGUCGUGCGUGGCUACUGGCAGCCUGUGUCUGUGGUACCACCUGGAGCCAAUGCUGCAGCUGUGGCAGCAGCAGUCGCCAAUGGUACGGCAGGUGGUGGUGCUAUGACGGAUGUGGCAGGCAGCAUGGGAAGCAUGGGAAGCAUGAAGCCCACCAUGGACUACGGCAAUCAAAAUUCGCAAGGUCGAGGAGUGAACCCGUGGAUCCUGAAUUAG